Styela clava is the source of this 2096-nucleotide messenger RNA. RefSeq names its product glioma pathogenesis-related protein 1-like. Gene Ontology annotation, cellular component: extracellular region. The record is from RefSeq and is a predicted model, not a curated record. Lineage: Eukaryota; Metazoa; Chordata; Ascidiacea; Stolidobranchia; Styelidae.
GUUUUGUCUUGUAAGCUCUCAAUACCUGCAAACAGCAACGUUGCAAUUUUUUGAAAAUGCGUCAUUUUAUUUCAAAAAGCUAUUCGGUGUUUAUAUCUUGUUUAUGCAUCUACGCUAGCCUUCAGAAACCUGUUAGAGCGAUAAAAAUUGCGCUUACAAGUCAACAAAAAGAAUGGAUUGUGGAGCAGCACAACAAGAUCCGUUCAAACGUUACAACAAACGCAAGCAAUAUGCUCAAAAUGAGCUGGAGUGUCGAACUUGAACGCCUAGCAACAAACUACUCCUCGAAAUGCGUAUUCGAACAUAACGAAAACAGAAAAUCACUCGAGUUCAAUAGUGUUGGCGAAAAUCUGUUCGUUAUAAAAUCUACGGAUGGAUAUCCACUUUUCAAAAAUGCAAUCCAGACAUGGGAAGCGGAAAAGAGAGAAUACAGAUAUAUGUAUUCCUGUAUCUCUUGCGGUCACUAUACACAGGUGAUAUGGGCAACUACGUAUAAAGUAGGAUGCGGAUACGCUGUAUACCGUACCGGAACUACCGUAUACAAUUCAACUUCAAUAGUAUGCAACUAUGGGCCAUCAGGAAAUAAAGCUGCCACACUGCCCUACAUUGGUGGACCUUCCUGUUCUCGCUGUCCACCACAAGAUGUAUGUGAAAAUAAGCUGUGCGCGAACUCAACCCGUGACGAUACAGAGGGGAUGGACACUCCGGCCUCCUCUUCGAAUGCUACCGCGACAACGAUCGCCCCGGCUUCCAUUUUAACUACAACCGAUUCUGCCAUUCACAUUUCACCGACAAUCUAUUGGCACUUCUUGUCUGUGUUAGUUCUGUAUUGCAAAUGGUGAUGAACAGAAGAAGCGGAAGCGUAAUUUUAAAAAAAUGAUUAGAAACUAUUUCAAUAUAUAUAUAUAUUGUAACCAGAAGAAAAAGUAAUGCUUGUUUCCCCAUAGUCCACAUAUUUGAUUUAUUUUCCUAACGAAUGGGCUUGCUACACUGUUGUUCUUAGUCUUGGUGUUGUAGUGGAAAAAUCUAUUCUAAACAAACGGUAGUUGCGAGACUCCUUUCCGCAUUUUUAAUAUUCACGGGAACAUUGUUUUGACAUUUGACCUUCGCGCCCAUAAGUCUACUUUCUAUAACAAUAACUAAUCCACAAAUAAUCAACUGUGGCGCAGCAAUUGAAAAUGACUGGCAUCACGACGUCGUCAGUUCAGUAAAGUUAUGUAUUUAUCAAAAUAUAUCAUUUUCUGUCUGUAAUAUUUUUGUACUGAAAUAAGUUUUUAAGCGCCUUCUUAAAGAUCAAAUCUUAAAGUUUAUUUCAUACUUCGUCGGUGGCGCUCAGGAAGUAUUCGUACCAAGAUGACGCACAACCUGAACGACCCUGACCUGGUACACAUAAUAUGUUCAGGCUGUGCGCCAUCUUGGUACGGAUACUUCAAGAGCAUCUUGCUGGUUAUAAAAUGUAUCCCUGGAUAGUAGAACGACAGACCUUGAAGCUUCACUAGGUCAUACGAUUCGGGUAAUACGAGUUGAAUAUUGUGUACAUAAGAUAAAAAGGUUUGGUAUUAAAAUUAUUCUAAACUAUUGCAUGAGGUAUUUGAGCACAUGUCAUAUUCUCAUAGUUACAAAUAACCCAUUCAUGUUUUUUUAUCAAUCGGCGACCUUGUAAGAGGAAUUGAAGGAGCAUGGUCACGACUAAUCCCCCAGUUCACGAAGGACCGGUUUAUUAUUUCAAACAAAUAUUAACAUAGUAACACUGGAAACGACGUGGCAAUAUUCAUAAGGAUAAUUUAACAUUAUGUAACAAACGAGUAUUGCACAAGCACGAAAGUCGAGUGACUAAUCCACUAAUGUGAUUCAUCCAAUGCCAGCAAAAAUGUUGAGGUGUGCCCAACGACUAACAUGGUUUGCCUGUGAUCAUAAUUACAGUAGCAAGCAAAAUCUGGGGUGGAACAACAACCUCAAAAGAAAGUUCGCAAAAGAUCCAAUGCUACAUUUCAUAUCAAAUAAAUUCAGGUUAGCUUGCAGAGAUAUGAAACUCCGAACUGCAAUAGGACUAUUUGAACGUUCGCGACUUUACAAAACUUCUCAUAAGGCUGAUU